This is a messenger RNA of Yamadazyma jaroonii, 627 nucleotides long. NCBI's taxonomy places the organism in Eukaryota, Fungi, Ascomycota, Pichiomycetes, Serinales, Debaryomycetaceae. The record is from the annotation of a GenBank genome assembly.
AUGAGUAAACCUAUACCCUUGCAAGACUAUAAAGAGAAUGAAAAAUUCGAUGAAUUAAAGAGAGGAUUGGAUUCUAAUUUAUAUCCUUUACCCAAAUACAUCAAAAGGAAAUUAAUCCUUAAUUUACUUAUUGAAACCGCAUUAUCAGUAGCUAUCUAUCAUUAUUAUGAUCAGAUAUUGAAAAUUCAUAGACUAUUAGCUCCAACAUUAUUGGGAUGUUCUACCGGCAUGUUGGCUCAAUCCAUAACGCAAUAUCUGAAACAUAAAUUGAAUUACAAUAAGAUUUGUAAAUUUGCAGUUUGGGGAUCAAUUAAUGGUUGUUUUACAGUAUUAUGGUUAGACAUCUUAUUCGUUAGAUUUGACAAUAUGGUUUAUCGAAUUUUAAUUGAUCAAUUAGUGGGGGCUCCUUUAACUCAACUUGUUUUCAAUAUAUUGAAUACUUUAUGGGAUCAUGGAGAAAUUCAUCCUAAUACCAAAGCAGUUUAUAUCAAAUCAUUGAAAUAUUCUUACUGUUUUUGGCCAUUUUUCUCCAUAGCAUCGUUUAUAUUCAUCCCUACACUGUUAUUAUUCCCAGCAAAUUGUUUAGCAAACUUAUUCUGGAGUUUGGUACUUACAAGAUUAGGUUAG